Messenger RNA from Besnoitia besnoiti, 1149 nucleotides. RefSeq names its product SAG-related sequence. The transcript has a single exon. The record is from RefSeq and is a predicted model, not a curated record. The coding region runs from base 1 to 1149 and encodes 382 amino acids. Gene Ontology annotation, cellular component: membrane. Lineage: Eukaryota; Apicomplexa; Conoidasida; Eucoccidiorida; Sarcocystidae.
AUGGCGAAAAGCGUUAGACUGGAACGCGCGCGGCGGCGGCGCGGAGGCCUCAUGUCCAAGGCCCGCAAGCUCGUGGCUGCGUGCGUCGGAGGAGUGUUUCUGCUCAUCACGAGUCGUCAAGUCAGUGUAGAGGCAUUGGGCAGUCCGCAAGAGCAAACCCCACAGAGUUUUGAGGCGCCAGUUUUCAAGGACCACACUGCCACAUGUAAACUGAGCAGUGUGUCCGGAGCUAGCGCCUCCGCCCAAAGUCAUCUGACUCUUUCCGAGGACCAGCUCGCCGUUACGCUUGUGUGUCAAGGAGGCGGUGCCACCGCCGUACCAGACGGGCCUCAAACUGUUUGUCAAGAACUUUCAACCAAGAAAGAGCGGGGUACUGCCGACGACUGCACGAUUGCAGAAAGCAUCACAGGCACACCGGUUUCAUUGGCGACGGUGCUCGCGGCGGACAGUCAAGCGAAGUGGGAAAAAGACACCACCACAGAAGGCAGUAGUGCAGUCUCACGGACGUUGACCAUUCGUAACAAAGAUCUCCCUCUGACUGACACCAGCUUCUACGUGGGGUGCCGCAAAAGUACGGGGGAUAACGCUUCGAAAUGCAAGGUGCCUGUGAAGGUCUUGGCGAGACAUUCAUCAGCCGAAACUAACAUUGUCACCUGCGCAUACGGGGCGAACAGCAACGAGUUCCCCGUGAAUGUGGAAAUCACACAAGAGCGGAACACACUGACAGUAGUGUGUGGGACGGAAGGUUCCAUUCAUCCUCAGGAGUACAAAACCCAAUUCUGCGAGAAGGAAGACCUGAACGCGUGCACCAAGUCCUAUAGUGAAAUUCUGCCUAUGUUCGACGAACAGUGGUGGGCAGAGGAGAAGGACAGUUCUGUCAAGCUGACAAUACCGUCUACCCAUUUCCCGACUCAGGACCAAUCGUUCUAUAUGGGGUGCAGCCCGACCAAAUCCGAAAAUGAGGAAUCUCAAGUCUCAUCUGCAAGGGCGGCAGGGGAUGCCGGGUCUGACACUGCUCUUUCAACGUGCAAGGUGUUGGUGACUGUCAAGGCGUCGGGCUCCUCCUUGUCUGCAGGCCCGCGCGUCGGAAUGGUGACUGCAGUUUCUGGCGCAGCUGUGUUGACGGAAAUCAUUGCUGGCAGCUUGUGA